Molecule: messenger RNA, 1644 nt
Organism: Paramecium octaurelia
Lineage: Eukaryota; Ciliophora; Oligohymenophorea; Peniculida; Parameciidae
Source: the annotation of a GenBank genome assembly
CUAUUAUGAAUUAGAAAUGCAAUAAGCUUGGUCAUGAUCAAAAACCUAUGGAAUAUUUUUGUCUAUAAUAGAAACAAAUAUUAUGGAGUUGUGAGAAAUGUUAAAAGGAGAGCAAGCAAAAAUUAAAUUUCUAAUCGAUAAAGCACUUUUAAUCAUGCAUCUAGGAUGCAAAAGGAAUAAUAAUCAAGGAGACAGAAAAUGAAAGAAUAGAGCAAAUGAAAUUUGAAUUUGAUACGCAGGUAUAAAAAGUAAAGGAUUUAUUGGAAUUCUAUUUAUCUGGAAUUGAAAAUUAGGUAAACACCUAAUACGCUGAGUUAAGUGCCAUUAUUCAAUUUGUUGAUAAUUUCAACAUAAAAUCCUUAGAUUCUCCCAAUCCAGAUCAUUUCUAAUACCUACAAUUAGUAAUGGACUAGAGUGUGGCUAAGAAAUUUGAUUAAUUAUAGAUGUAAAUUAAUUAGCUCAUGCAAAAAAUACUCUCAAUUUCAAUGGAUAUCAAUGAAUAGGUUGGGUUCUUAUCAGAGUCCAUAUUUUUGGAUCAGAUGAAAUUGCUUAUUAAAAAAUUUGAUUUACCUUUACAAUUUUAGAAGUAUAUUGAAGAAUUAUAAAUUCCAAAACAGUAUUGUUUGGAACAAUCUCAUCAAGCUCAAUUUGUUUUUAAAGAACAAAUAGAUGGAAACACAUCAUAUAUUGGAUAAUAAGAAAAUGAUGAAUUCAACGGAAAGGGAUUGUUGUACUUGAGUAACAAAGGUUUAGCCUAUUAUGGUGCAUUCAUGAAUGGAUAAUUCUGCUAUGGGAUAUCGUUGAAUGUAAACAAGAAAGAACUUUUGCUUGGAGAGUUUGAGUUUAUAGAUCUCUUUUGCUAUCGAAUCCAAAACUAUGGGAUAUUAUUAAAUUCUAAUUGUGAAAGGUAAACAGUUAAUUGUAAUCUAAGAUAUGAAGGAGAUUUUAAGGAUAAUCUAUUUGAUGGAUAUGGCUAAUUUCAUUAUCAGAAUGGCGAUUUGUAAUGAUCUCUAAUUAUUCUAUUAGGUAUAAAGGGUAGUGGAAGGCUGGCAAACGAUUUGGCUAAGGAGAACUAAUUAACCAUGAAUUUGGAACGUACAUAUAUAUUCCUAAAUCUAAGGAUUAAGGGCAAUUUCGUGGAUGGAUAAUUGAAUGGCAAAGGAGAGUUGAACUGUUAAACUUAAAAGUAUAGAAUAUGUAAUUCAAUAAGAUAUUUUGGAGAUUUCAAGGAUAAUGAAAUGGAUGGAGAGGGUACUCUAGAAGAUCUCGUUAAGAAAACCAAAUAUGUCGGAUCUUUUAAGAAAGGAGUGAAAUGUGGCUAAGGCACUCUCUUUUUUUCAGAUAAUCGAAAGUAUUUUGGAGUAUCAUCUGCAUUAUUUUAGGAUUGAAGGCAACUUCCAGAAUAAUGAACCAUGUGGGUAAUGUGUGGAAACGACCAUAAAUAAGUAUUUUGAGAAUCUAAAUAAACAUGAAGAAACAACUAUUGAAGAAGGAGAGUACUUUAAUGGAUUGAAAUGUGGAUAAUUCAAUUGUCAAACUACAUGUAACGGUUAAAUUAUGAAGUAUAUAUUUACUUUAUGAAUUUAAAGGAAAGUGAAGUAUUAUGGUUCUGGAGAGUUGAUAUUUGAAGACAUCAUCACUUGA